GUCAGGAGGAGAAAGUCAAACCACUGACAGUCCUGGUUUGGAUCUAACAAAGGUUGUGUGAUAGAUGGGGACGCUCAGAGGUCAAACUUUCAUAUUAACUGAUUAAAGAUGAGGCAAACUAUCAAAGCAGCACCAUGGAGCAGCAGAGGCCGAGAUAUCCUUUUACGCUCCCUAAACACUCCAUCCUACACCUCCAAUAAUGCACAUUAAAUAACUUUAAUCUUUAAUCUUUCAAUCAAUAUCUUUUCAUUGGAUGCUGUCACUUUGUCCACGCCAUCAUCAGGGUUAUUUUUUCUCCUACAGCUUUCUUUCGUGCGUCAGCCAGUAAACUGACCAUCACGUGUAAACUCUGUGAAAUGCCCCUUUAAGUCAGGCCAAACCUAAUGAGGUCACUUCAGCCUGAGUUUAGUUUCCCUCUGGCUGUUUCUCACUGUGUGUGUUGUACCAGGUUCAUGUGUGUGUGGAUGUCGAACCUGUGGACGCCGUGAUGCCCCUGGAGGUCAGAUGGCCGUUCCCACAGAGCCCUCCUUUGGCAUGGAGGAUCUCCAGCUCACUGGUCAUGGGCAUGGUGGGCUCCUAUUCCUACUUCUGGACCAAGUACAUGAACUACUUGACGGUCCACAACCAAGAGGUUUUGCUGGACCUGGUUGACCAGCGGCCCUCUGACACGCCUCUCAUCACUCUGUCCAAUCACCAGUCUUGUAUGGAUGAUCCACAUAUCUGGGGUGUACUAAAGUUCAGACAUUUGUGGACCUUCAACAAGAUGCGCUGGACUCCUGCAGCUUCUGACAUCUGCUUCACCAGAGAGCUGCACUCACGAUUCUUCAGCCGGGGGAAAUGUGUUCCUGUCUGCCGAGGCGAUGGCGUUUAUCAGAAAGGCAUGGACUUUGUUCUGGAGAAGCUGAACAGAGGAGAAUGGGUGCACAUCUUCCCAGAAGGCAAAGUCAACAUGACUGAAGAGUUUAUACGAUUAAAAUGGGGCGUGGGUCGGCUAAUAUCGGAGUGCUCCCUCAACCCGAUCAUCCUGCCGCUCUGGCAUGUGGGUUUGAGUGACGUCCUGCCAAACAUGAAGCCCUACGUUCCGCGGAUCGGCAAGAGAAUCACAGUCCUGGUGGGGAAGCCGUUCAGUGUCGGAGACCUUGUGGAAACCCUCCGAGCUGAAAACAAGAGCCAGUUGGAAAUGAGGAAGACGUUGACUGAUUUCAUCCAGGGGGAGUUUCAGAGUCUGAAAGCCCAGGCCGAGGCCCUCCAUGGCCAGAUACAGACCAAAUCCUGAGUCCCAGCCUGAUGACCCUUUACCCUAAACUCAGGGUAAUACCUCUACGACUGGACGCCCCCCCCACACACGACUGUCGUUUACCACUUGUGUUCUGGUAUCGUUUCCUUUUCUCUACCGGAUCACCCACACCACCACGCUGAGAUGUCGAGUCACGACAAGCUGUCAAACGUUUAGAGUAACGUUUUUCAGGGGUGUUGGGGGUCAGGAUCGCUGUCGAGGGUCAUUUCCAUUAAUGCUGAGGCGUCAUGUUUUUAUUUAAUACAGCAAAUGAAUUGUUUAGUUGCUGGAACAGACUCCAAUCCACUGCCACCCAAAACAGGACAAGUUUAGAAAAUAGAUUAAUGAACAAUGAAAUCAGUUAUUGCCAAUCAGUCUAAGUACCCGAUCAUUAAACUGGUUCAGAGGAGGGAAAGAACUGAACUGUAGCUUCCAGAUCAAAUUACCACGGUCGAUCAUCAGUGUUACUCAUCUAACUUGUUCAGCUGUGUUUUAGUUUUUAUUCCACUGAACCAUCGUGUGUCCUGCUAAUUAUGCCCAUAUUGGAUGAUUCCACGCCUCUCGAUUUACAUGCAGUGCCAAUGCAGGAAGUAGUGUGUCCUCCAUGUAGUGAAGAAGAAGAAGGUGGAGGUCUCGGUGGUGGCUGGGCGUCACGCAGCAGACCAGAGUCAGCCUCCCGCCACUGAACUGCAGUUAAUGUUCACGUUUUUCUUUACUGUAACCAUAAACACACAACUUUCCCAAACCUUAAACUCAACCGUAAAGUCUCCUUUGGUUACUGGUGAUAACAGCGAGUGUGGUUUAAUCCUGGUGUGUCUGUUUACAGCCAAACACUCUCAGGUUGCUUUAAUAAAGAACUCAAUCAUCAGCCUGCCAUUAACAACCACAAGCUGAUUUCACGCUCUGCACGGCACGAGUCGUUUUCCACGCGCCAGCAGGACACAAGAGCUGCUCACCUCGUUGAGUCGCAGGUGUGCAGCCUGUCACCUUCAGCUCUCUGAUAUUUAAAACCAUCUAAAAGUGACGAGUUUUGUUUUGUAGACACGUUUUUGAUGAGCGAAAGCUGUCCGCACGAACCUUGGUGACCAACGCAUUGUGUUUCCUUUGGCUGCUUCACAAUAAAAGCCCCCUGGUGUUCAGCCAUUUGAACACUUUUAAUGUGAAGCAGCAGCAGUGAGAGAUGUUAUUGCAGUAGUCCAGCUCUGAUCCGGCUGAAGUCCUCCUGCACAGGGAGGCAGUUUAAAUAAAGUUUAAACCACAACAAUGACAACUACUGUGGACAGAGGGAAUUACAGAAUGUGAAUACAUGAAAAUUAGGUUAGGAUUCUAAUUUAAACCAAGUGUUUUAAUUGCCUAACCCUAGCCAGACCCUAAUAUAACAACCAUCUUUCACUAACUUAAAGGAUAACUUCAGUUUUUUACAACCUGGACCUUAUUUGUAGCAUUAAAUACGA
Molecule: messenger RNA, 2730 nt
Organism: Chelmon rostratus (copperband butterflyfish)
Lineage: Eukaryota; Metazoa; Chordata; Actinopteri; Chaetodontiformes; Chaetodontidae
Gene: tafazzin
Product: tafazzin, phospholipid-lysophospholipid transacylase
Exons: 11
Coding region: 488-1276 (262 amino acids)
Biological process (GO): inner mitochondrial membrane organization; cardiolipin acyl-chain remodeling
Cellular component (GO): mitochondrial membrane
Molecular function (GO): 1-acylglycerophosphocholine O-acyltransferase activity
Source: RefSeq, a predicted model, not a curated record